Molecule: messenger RNA, 2045 nt
Organism: Cucurbita maxima (winter squash)
Lineage: Eukaryota; Viridiplantae; Streptophyta; Magnoliopsida; Cucurbitales; Cucurbitaceae
Product: protein REVEILLE 7-like
Exons: 7
Coding region: 277-1728 (483 amino acids)
Molecular function (GO): DNA binding
Source: RefSeq, a predicted model, not a curated record
CUCAAAUCCCAUCUCCUGCUUUUCUCUCUGCUGCUCUCUCCGUUCUUCUUCGCCUCUUUCUCAAUCUCUCACCUUCGAUUCUCCUUCUCGCUUGAAUCUAUCCAUUUCUCUGCCUUGCUUAGAUUCGCAGUCUACUAACCAGGAAGUGGUGGCUUUGGAGGAACGGAAUGGCAUCUGAUUAAUUCCCAAAUCGUGCUGAACUUUUGUGAAUUUUAAUUUCAGGUCCUUUUGGUGGACUGAGAUUAAACUUUCUUGCCGGUUUUGCUGCCAGCGCUGAUGGGUGUCCAGGAAAAGAAUGAAGGCACACUGUCAAACGGCUCAAUUGCUGCAGCUAAUAAUUGCCUUCCCAAGGAUGGGGCACAGUUGGAUCCACUGAUGCGCGUCAGCUCCAUAUCCUCCAACAGUAAUGAAAAUGCUUUGAAGGUUAGGAAGCCUUACACUAUUUCAAAACAAAGGGAAAAAUGGACAGAGGAAGAGCAUCAGAGAUUCCUCGAAGCUCUUAAACUCUAUGGUCGUGGCUGGCGUCAGAUUAAAGAACAUGUAGGCACCAAAACAGCUGUUCAGAUCCGAAGCCAUGCUCAGAAAUUCUUCUCUAAGGUAGUGCGAGAGUCUAGUGGCAGCAAUGAGAGCUCCAUUAACCCAAUUGAGAUUCCUCCACCUCGACCAAAAAGGAAACCAGUGCAUCCUUACCCUCGUAAAGCAGUCGAUUCAAUUAAGGCAAUAUCAGUCGCAAGAGAACCCAAGAGGUCUCUAUCACCAAACCUAUCAGCUGCAGAAAAAGAGACCCAAUCACCCACCUCUGUACUGACUGCAUUUAGUUCGGAUGAUCAAAUUUCUGCGGUUUCGGAGCAACAUAAUAGAUGUCCAUCGCCUAUUUCACAAACUGUUGACAUGCAGUCAGCUAGAAUAUCAUAUGUUCGAAAGGGGGAGUUGUACCUUCCAUCAAAAUCAAAUGGAGGAGAAGAAAAAGGAAUGUUAUCACUCGAAUCAUCCUCAGAGCGGUUCUCAGAAGACUCUUUAACUAUGAAAUUCAAGCGAGGAUCAGCAUGUAAGAAAGUAGAUAACAAGUUGCAUUUCCCAGUUAGAAGUAUAAAGCUUUUUGGAAGAACAGUAAUGGUAACUGGCGACAAACAACCACCCGGUCAUGAUUUUGAAGUCACUAAAUCUUUGGCAUUUGACAGUGACAGUAAGAAUACGUGUGAAGCGUAUGCUGAGAAAACUAUUCAGAUACUACCUUCAAAACAUAUGGAUGUAAAUUUAUCUCUUGGAAUGGAUAACAACGGUGAUUGGAAUAUGUCACCCGGUGGAGCCCCUACGAACACCUUAGGGAAUCAGGACAAAAGUGUCCCUUAUGUUAAAGCCAUGCCUAAUGCUCCUCAAACUUGUUGGUCUUUGUAUCAAAAUGUACCAUUUUUUUAUCUUGCCCAAUCUGAUCAAACUUCAACUGGAACAUGCACUGACCAUGUUAUGGAAGAAAGGAUCCAAAAUGACAAUUUCCUGGAAAGUUCUUGUGCGGAUUCAUGUUCUGGCUCCCCGAGUAAGAAUGAAAACAAAAACCAGAGCCCCGAAGUAAAAUGUCAAGAGCCUUGUCUGGUAGGAAGAGGUAAUGCAAAUGAGAGUAAGAAGGGGUUUGUGCCUUAUAAGAGAUGCUUGGCUCAGAGAGAUACAAGCUCCGCGCUGAUUGUUUCAGAAGAGAGAGAGGGUCGGAGAGCUCGAGUUUGCUUAUAACCUCAGCAACAGAUUUAAGGUCGAUAAAAGCAAAUAACCAACGAUGCUUUGACAUGGGUUUCUGAGUUCUCUCUUUUGCUUGAAAUGAAAAAAAAAAAAAAAAAAAAAAAAAAGGAUGCCUGAUUUGUAGCAUGUCACAUCUAAGGUUAACAGAAGGGACGAAACUGAUGGAGUUGCCCAACAACCUCUCUCCAGGCUAUUCCUUUUUAACAUUGGGGGGAUUUGAAUGACAAUUAUUUAUUCUGUAAAACAGAACGGUGUUGCUCCAUGACUUUUGACAUAUUUGCAAAUCUUACUUCUUGAGGUUUUUAUUUCUA